Helicoverpa armigera (cotton bollworm) is the source of this 2308-nucleotide messenger RNA. RefSeq names its product connectin. NCBI's taxonomy places the organism in Eukaryota, Metazoa, Arthropoda, Insecta, Lepidoptera, Noctuidae. The record is from RefSeq and is a predicted model, not a curated record. The transcript is spliced from 3 exons. Bases 180 to 1721 code for a protein of 513 amino acids. Gene Ontology annotation, molecular function: protein binding.
CAUCUAGCUCUCGAUAAGGGAAGCACGCGCGUUCGCUCCCCUCGUGAACUCAACUUUACGAAAUUGUAGCUUCGUUUUCCGAACUCGGUAAUUUUUUUUUUUCAAAAAAAUUGUGGACUUGUGUAUUGUGUGUUUGACGUAUUGGGAUUUUCAGAGGUUAGUGAAAAGGCAAGGGGGACAUGGAGACCGUCGUCCAAUAUUUACUCCUAGCUUUGGCUCUGACUUCAGUGCAAAUAUCCUACACUGAAAGCCGUCUAAAUGAAAAACGCAGGGAUAAAACUGAAAGGAGGUUCCAUGGAACGCAAGUAAAAGAUAACAUAUGCGAGAUAACGAACAGAGAGUCUAAAGUACAUUGCUAUUGCACUGACAGCAGCGAUGUUAAAACAGCUACAAAAGCCGACUGCUGGGUUUUCAACGGAGGUAUCGAUGAAACCGAUCCAAUAUGGUCCACUUUCAACUCUCAGCCAUAUUUGGAAAAGCUAACAUUUAACGUUCGAUCUGACGGAGCUCUUCGAUUCAUCCCAUUCCACGUCAUCCACCGCAUGAAGCGAUUACAAAAGCUGUUCAUACACUACGCUACUCUUAACAAGAUUGAGAAAAGAACAUUUUCAAACAUAACCACACUAAAAGAAAUAACUCUGAUGAACAACAAAAUAACCGAAUUGGACUUUUCAUCGUUCACGAAUCUCCCGUCGCUCGUAAACCUAACUAUAAAAGAGAAUAAAGUAACAGAAGUGCAAAGGGACGUGUUCGUAGAUUUGCCGAGUCUCAAAUAUCUGGAUUUGUCUUCUAACAGUAUCAACCUAGCGCACGACGGCUGUUUUGAACAUCUGACCGUAUUAAACGAUUUGAUACUGGAGGCUAAUUCAAUUACGGUUCUGACUAGAGACACAUUCAGGGGCUUAGCUAAUCUGACGAGAUUGGAUCUGCGGUCCAACAAGUUGUCAAUGUUGGGCGAUUUAACUUUCACGGAGCUGUGGAAUCUUAACGAGCUGCUUUUGGAUAAUAAUGAAUUGAAAUUUCUGUCUGAAAGAGCUUUCGAUGGUCUCGCUCUGUUACAGAAAUUAUCUAUGACAGGGAAUAAAUUGAAGUCUAUUAAUGAGGGGCUAUUAGAAGGUGUGCGCGGUCUUGAAUUAUUGGAUUUGAGGAACAAUGAGAUAGAACAUUUUACUUACGAGACAAUAAAGCCGAUAUUGGAGAAUUUGAAAAUGAAGAAUUCUGUUCUGUAUUUGAGCGGUAAUAAACUGACUUGCGAUUGCCGUUUAUCAUGGAUACAAAUUCUGAGAAAUGAAACGAAAAGCGAGCCUCUAAGAAUGGCUUUAGACAGUGUCACUUGUGUGAUAGGUACAGGCGAGGCAGUUGAGAGUACAUCAAAUGACGUAAACUCCCAAAUGAUUGACGCUAAGCCUGCAAAAUCCGAACAACUUUACGAGAUCGAAGCAAACGGAGAAGUAUUACAACAAGAUGCCAAUGAAGAAGAAAUGUAUGAAGACAAUCAAUAUAAGUUCGAACCAACUGUACAACCAGUCGUGGCCAAUCAGCUCACAAUAGUUAAUAUGCCUGUAGAAACUUUGCCUUGUCCCCGCGAGCUAGUUAGAAGCGGCGAAGACUCUCUGAUGCUCUCGUCUAAGGACGAAAGUUACUGGCAAUCAAAUACAAGCUUACGAGUUCUCCCAAAACUGUUUUUGGUAGUGACGUUACUAACAAUAAGUGUAUUCUAAUUUUAAUAUUUAUAGUGUGUGAUGCUCUUCUAAUAGUGCUGAAAUAGAAGGAAAAGUUCAGCGAGAGGCAAAAAUAAAUAGCAUUGUAUUAUAAUUCCAACAGGCUAAUUCUAAAGUGGGUCACGUAAUGGUUAUAGAACCAAUUAUCCUAGCUCCUUUGGCAACGAUCGCUCGUUUAAUGGCCUCGAAAGUAAUAAGAUUAUCACCUUGCAUAUUUUUCCUUUUGUAUGUAUAUUAGAUCAGGAAUCGAAACAUUAAUAUUUGGCUUUCGAGCUUACUGUUUGUUUCUUGAACUUUAUCGAAUAUUUCAGCACUAUAAGCUUAUAAUUUUCAUGUUCUGCUAUGAUGCUUGAUUUUUAGACUUUAAGAAAAAAGACUGGUUUAGAUAUUUAAUUAAAUUAUUUCUUAGUAAGUGUAAUUGAAAGCCCAGUUUAAUGUUCUACCCAGUGUUAUAUAAUUAGAUCCAUAAUGUCAGUAUCAUGCUUCGCUAUGGGAUUUUGGAUAUGUUCCAACUAGUUGAAAACCCAUAAAAAGUUAUUUUUUGUAAGUGUUUAGCUUAUUUUUCUUUCAUAUUCCGAAAAAUCAUA